AUGAUGUUGAAAAACAGUUCAGAUUUUGUGAAUUAUAGUUUGAGUGAGUUCAUAGAGAAAAUUGAAGCUCAUGAGUUGGAAUUGGUGAAAGUCAAGAAGAUGAAUUCAGCAAAUAUGCCACAGGAUGUAUCUUUGUAUUACAAGAGUAGUCCGGUAGUAUCGAAUGUUCAGAGUCCGAAAAUUCAAACUGGUUUUAGUGCAGACAACACUUCAUCUGUUGCUCCAAAUGCCUAUCAGUCAAGUCAAUCGACUCCAUUUGCCAACUACGAGCCGAAUGUCAAAGUCUCAGAUCAAAAUUCUCCUCAAAGCUCUACUGGGUCAAAUCAACAGACAGUUGUGUCAGGAGUGCAAUGUAACAUUGCAAUUAACAUCAAGAAUGGAAAUGAAAUCACCGAAAAUGCAGCCAAGCAGCACAUCGCGUUAUUGGGUUCAGUUCUAGAAGCAUAUGAAGGAAAAGACGAUCAAGCAAUGAUGGCUGAAGUUGUGGAGAUUACCGAGACGGGUGCUGAACCAGAGGUUUUCGAGAAGGUAGUUACUGAGAGUGUUGGUGAAGAAGUUACUGGAAUUGUUGAGUCUGGCUCUGAGGUGGUUGAUAAAGCAGUUACUGAAGCUGUUGAAUCUGUUUCUGAGAUCAUGAUUGAAGAGGUUAUUGAAGUUGUUGAUCAGGAGGUUCCGGAGAUCGUUAAAGAUGUUUCUAUGGAAGAUUCUGAAAAAAAUGAGGAAACUGUAUCUGAUGUUCUUAGUUUUAAAUCUCGACGGGAGGAAUUUGUCUAUACUAUGAAAUCAAUUUUACCUCCUAACGUCUUUGGUUCUUUUGCAGAUUAUUUUGAAGAUCCAAGAACCGGAACAUGCCCGAGAUUCGAAGCAGAGAAAGAAGAAGUCGAGGAGAUGAUUGAUGUGUCGAAGGAAAUGACUGAAGAAACUCUACAGGAGAUUGCAGAUAAAGCACUGAUGAGCAAAUUAAAAGAGGUAGAUUCAGACAUUCAGGAGUCAGUCGAUAAAGUGUCAGGUCUAGGAGAGGAAUCUGAAGUCUUAGAAGUCAACAUGGUCAAGUUGUCUGAGUUGGAGUCAAAUCCUGUUGGAAUCAAUUCCGAAAGCAAGUGGAAAUCGUCAUGGUGGGAGUUAGAUGAAAAGAUGAAGAAGAAAGCAAAACGUGUACGUGAACGUGAAAAUCGUAGGAUGGAAGAGAAAAGAGGAAAGUUUUUGAAGAAACAACAGGAAGAAGAGAAGGCAGAGAAGCUAAAGCAUGAAAAGAUAAGAAUUGCUUUGAGCAGGAAGCCUAAAGGGCGUGAAGAACAUGGAUUCAGCCCAAAGGUGUCAUGUGCAGAACCGUCUUGUGCUGAAAAUUCGUCAAAUGUUUCAGCUGAAGUUUCUACUAAAGUUUCUGGUGUUUCAUCUGACAAACCAGAACUCUCCGAUUCUGUCAAAGCUGAUGACAUGAAGGAUGACGAGAAGACUGAUGUGAACAAGGCUCCAAGUACGCAAGCUAAACAAUCUGAACCUUCUGUUAGUAAUGAAAAGGUUCAGAUUAAGCAACAAGAGCCGAAGCGAGUAGGUAAAGGAUGCGAAAAGAAGAAGCCUAAACAUCAAAGACGAUCAGGCUCUCCACAAUCCUCAAUGGGCAGCAAUCGUCCAAAAAAGGCUCGUAAUGAGAAAAAUGCUUUCGUUAAGCCAGUCUGUAAUGGAAAAUGUGAGAAAUAUGCAUUUGAUUGUGCUAACAAAGCUUUCAAAAAGACUGGUGAGAUUUCUGAACAAGACCUGUAG
Helianthus annuus (common sunflower) is the source of this 1764-nucleotide messenger RNA. Its product is annotated as golgin subfamily A member 6-like protein 1. The transcript is spliced from 4 exons. NCBI's taxonomy places the organism in Eukaryota, Viridiplantae, Streptophyta, Magnoliopsida, Asterales, Asteraceae. Bases 1 to 1764 code for a protein of 587 amino acids. The record is from RefSeq and is a predicted model, not a curated record.